AUGUCUGGCUAUUAUGUUGGACCAUUCGGUCGUAUGUUACCCGGAAAAGAUGCGGCGUCUUCGGAGCAACCCAUGGAGCGAGGAGCUAAUCGGUCAGAACCCGGGGAUAACAACCCUUACCAGCUUCCACCUCCACGACCGGCCACCCUACAAUUUGGAUCAGAUCCAUUCUUACGACAGCGCCAACAAACAGAAUCACAUGAACCAGGAAGAACACCACCAUCUACAGAAGCCCCUUCACAACAACUUCCAUCGGUUAGGUCCCUGUUGACGCCCGUCUCCGGCCCAACCUCACCACCGACAUACCAUCAGCCAUACAGUGCUCCCCCAACGCAUACUGAACAUCGCGAUCAGGCUUAUCCAUUUCGUCAACAUGAAUCCAGCGUUGUUUCACCACUCGGUGGACAAGAUAGACCCGGUCGCCCGGACUCUUUACCUCAGCCGUAUACCCCGAGUCUACCGCCACUCUCUCAGGUAGCUAUGGCAAGCCCGAGAGACAUGAUUCACCACGCAUCUCGCAGCGAUCCCCUAUCGGCAACUAUGCAUAAUCGACAAUUGCCUCUUCAUGCUGCUACUUUCCAGCAUGAAUCAGUUCCCGCCGCCGGCGAGCUUUCUUCUCCCGAAAGUGGUCGAACUUCCACUCUGCCCCAUGUGGUAGAUGAAAAGUAUAUCGAUGGUGAAGGCUUCUGCUUUGUAUAUGCGGAUGGAUCGCACGUCCCGAAAACCAUCGACGGAAUCCCAGUGAAUGCUAACUGGGGUGUAACAAAGGCGGGCAAGCCAAGAAAGCGUCUUGCCCAAGCAUGCCUCACCUGUCGCGAGAAGAAGAUCAAGUGUCAACCGAAUCUGCCAAAAUGUGACCAGUGCCAAAAGUCUGGCCGCGAAUGCAGAUUUGAGAGCGCUCCCCGCGGAAUCCGCUCUUUCAGGGGAUCUCAGUCGACUGCAAUGUCCGGAGGAGUUGACGGAGAGGAUUUCUCUCCCGGUCCAUCGGGACACUCAGAGGUUUCACCUUCGAUCUACAACAUGGGGCGAGCCUCGGAGAGCGCUACCUCUCUCCCAGGGACAAGUGGGCAUUCUCCAAUUUCCGAGGGUGCUAUUAUUACCCCUGGCACCGAGGGCGCACACGAGACGGAUACAGAGAGAGUUUACCGAGCCCGAGGACAUCGAAUGCCGCGUCAUUAUUCAGAAGGUGAUUCUGCAGCCCAGUCACCGAAGAAAUUCGAAUUCAAUCGUCGACAGAAAUACUCGGAAAUAAUUGGGAAUUUGCCGGAAAUAACCCCAGACGACCCACUCGCCGGCUACUAUAACAUCGAUCCCUAUGAGAGUGACCCAGAGAUGACUCUCCAUUAUGUUGAAUCAUUUUUCUCGAACGUCAACGACAGCCUUUACCAUAUAUUUCCCCAUGCGCGUUUCAUUCUUUGGCUGAGAUCCUGCCACACGAAAUCCAACGAGGACAAGAUGUUACUCUAUGCAAUCCUGGCCCUGGGAUCAAUUUUUUCGGAGCGACCUGACAAGAUUGGAGCACUAAAACAAAACUACCGAAUCGCUCGCUUUGCGAUACAGAAAAACCAAUACACGCUGUCUCUGCAGCUCGUGCAAAGCCAUAUCGUCAUGAGCCUGUUGUACUACGCCACGGGAUCCUUGUUUGGGUCUUGGGAUUCAAUUGGUGCUGCUACACGCGCGGUUUCUGGACUGCGAUAUAACAUGGAAUCUGGAGGUGUCGUUGUGGACCAGAAUCAUGCCUGUGACUUUGGAUUACACCCACAAGCCUUGAUGGAAUGCCGCCGACGCACCUUUUGGGUGGCAUUUAUCUUAGACCGAGUCUCUAGCCUCUUCUUGGAGGCAUCCUCGACUUCUAUCUCCUCGGAAUCCGUCCUGAUCCGCCUACCAUGCAGAGAAGAGAUCUACGAAGCGCAGCAAUAUGCGACGGCCCCAUACUUCCAAUCCAUCCUUAACCAAGGCACCCUCUCCGUUGAGGAUGAUCGAUCCUCAUUAAGCACAAUGGCCUAUUUGAUUCAGAUCCUGUCCGUCUGGGGCGACGUGUCUCAUCACAUCUUCCGUUUGUCGCACACACCACCCGAUAGGUACGCCCAGCUCGCCGAGGAGGUCCACACUUCCGCCAUCCGGCAAACGGACGACUGGACGAAACAACUACCCGAACACCUCGCAUUCUCAGCGUCGAACCUGGAGCGAGCCUGUCAAACGAAGAAGACAGAUUCCUUCGUUUCGAUGCAUAUGUUUUAUCACGCCACUUUGACAAAGCUCUACAGGAACGUCCGAUAUCAAAGUCUCCGAUCAGACGUGCUAGCCGAGUACGUCCAUCGAGCUCGAUACCACGCAGUGGAGACAUUGAGAAUUGCCGUGGCUACUCUCCAAUACGCCAAAGAGCUAGAAGCUUCGCAGAGCUCUGCCGAGUUUUCACCCAGAGGAAUCUUUCUGAAUCCCUUCUUGGGCCAUGUGAUUCUGUCUGCCGUGGACGUUCUAAGUGCAGCUGGAUUAUUGGUUGAUCUGCCCAACUGCGUUUCCUUCAUCAAUGGUGCUCUCGAAACGGUCCAUAUGUUUGGUCGCAAUUGGGACAUCUCGCUGGAGCUGGCAAACAUCAUCCAGAAGCGUCUGGAUUCGAUGGCUGAUUGCUUGAAGGACCGAGCGAGCUCUCAAGAUAAGCUUUGCUUUACAUUGGAUGGCCCAUCACUCGAGAAAAAAGUCCACAAAGGCGCGCCGAGCUCCGCAGGUAUCCCUGAUGACGAUGUAUUCUAUGGAAGCAUGCCGCGAGAAGCCCUUUUGCGCGCAAUGAGGGUCGAUGAAAACAGCAUCUCAGAGAAAAACAUCGUCUGGCUGAGAGAUCGCUAA
This is a messenger RNA of Penicillium waksmanii, 2847 nucleotides long. Its product is annotated as Zn(II)2Cys6 transcription factor. Gene Ontology annotation, molecular function: DNA-binding transcription factor activity, RNA polymerase II-specific; DNA binding; zinc ion binding. The transcript has 3 exons. Gene Ontology annotation, biological process: regulation of DNA-templated transcription; DNA-templated transcription. Gene Ontology annotation, cellular component: nucleus. The record is from RefSeq and is a predicted model, not a curated record. Bases 1 to 2847 code for a protein of 948 amino acids. Lineage: Eukaryota; Fungi; Ascomycota; Eurotiomycetes; Eurotiales; Aspergillaceae.